AUCUCUCUUUUUCCCUUUUUAUUAUUUAUUUAUGUAUUUUUAAACUUUUAAAUAUUCUUUUUUUUUUCUCGCUCGAAAAUGUCAACAACAAGAAAUAUAGAUCAUAAAAAAUGGACACCCUCGCCUACUAUUGAAGAAGAAACAAGUGAUGAAGAAGAAGAAGAAGAAUCACAAGCGAUAACGAAUGAGUCAGACUGUAGUUCUUCACCUAGUAUUCCAGACGAAGAUAUCAACUUUGAAGUUGUCUAUACACUUCAUUCCUUUGAAGCUACCAUGGAUGGACAAGCGACAGUGAAAAAGGGGGAUGCCUUGACGUUAUUAGAUGAUUCUAACUCUUAUUGGUGGCUCAUUCGAGACUUGAAGUCUUUAGAAGUUGGCUAUAUUCCUGCUGAGAAUAUCGAGACACCCUUCGAAAGAUUAGCAAGAUUAAACAAACAUCGAAAUAUAGAGAUUACAUCUUUAGAACAAGCUACUUUUUAUAAUAAUAAUGAAAUAAAAGGUACAAUUAAAGAGAAAAAGGUCAUAUUAUCGACUUUGUUGAAUGUUCAACUUCAAAUAUUAUUAACUGGAGAAGAUGAGGACGAAAUUGAAGAUGAAGAAUAUGAAGUAUGGGAUGAAGAAAUGUUAGAUGAUGAUGACGAAGAAGAAGAAGAGAAUGAUACGACUAUAAAAGAUGAACCCGAAAACAGUAAAGAGAAUCAUGAAAAGGAAGAUAUUCCGACAACUAGUACUACUACUACUACUACUUGUGCAUGUGCUAAUCGAGAUCUCUUGCUAAAUAUGAAAUCAAAAGUGCUACGCAUCUAUGCAGGAAAUAUAGAUGUUGGAGCAGCAUACCAUUCAAUUCGAGUCACUGAAACAACAAGCGUACAAGACAUGUUGGCAAAUACAAUGGAAAAAUUUCAUAUUCAUCAAAUAGAGCAACGUUAUAGUAGUGGUAUAGAAUAUUAUCUGACAGUAAAAGCACGUGAUAGUGAUGAGAUCACAUUGGAUCUACAAGAUAAGCCCUAUGAAAUCCAUGAAUCCUUAACAGCCUAUUUGACAACGCCUAUGCCUUCACUUGCACAAUUUAGACAGUUGGUGUCAUCUGAAUAUUAUACAAAAAGGAAGACUAAAUCGAUCCUAGACGAUGAUGAUGUGCAGUUCUUUAUGCAUAAACGCAUUAAACAUGUGAAUGAUAAAAAUGGUCAAGUACAUAUUAAAGUAACACUCAUGACUGCUGCUACGAAUUAUGUAGAAAAGAUAAAUCCUCUUAAAAAAAUCGCAUCCCUUGGGAGAUUUGGCAGUAAUAAAAAGAAGAAGAAGAAGGAGAAAAAUGAAUUAGAAAGGAUUGAUAAACUGAUUGCCAUUCCUGCUAAUAUCACUAUUGCUGAACUUACCUCAAUUGCAUUAGUUAAAUUUCAUAUUAUAUCUGAUAAAAGACAACCUCAUUCCUAUAUACUUAUUUUGAAUGUAAAUGGGAAAAACAAGUUAUUGAAUACAGGACAAACAGUAUCCAAUGUACUAAUGAAUAGUAUUGAAGAUAAUUCGUCUUUACAAGAAAAAUACUUUUUACUACAAAACAAGCAACAAUUCCUCGAAGAUCCAUCUUCAUUAACAAUAAAGCAAUCAAUGAUGACACAUCUGGAUAGUCGAACUGAAGCUAUUUUAAAACGAAUUGAUGCAACCCUAGAAGCAUAUCAAAUAUCACCUAAUCAACCACAACAAACAAAACGUAAUUCUACUUUAUCCAUGUUUGUUUCUAGAAAUGAAAAGGGCAUUGAUAUUCAUCUUCCUCAUGGAUUAUUAAGAAGUACAAUUAUUUCUGACAAACAUAUUCAAUAUUCGCUUAUGAAAUCUCCAAAUAUACUUGUCCUUCAAAAGAUUUUACCCAGUAAUGAAGAUAAAAAUAAUUUCAUCUCCACAGAAGAAAUGUCAAUAUUAAUAAAAUAUGGAACUCACUAUUUGGAUACAUAUGAAGCAUCAAAUACGUCUAAUAGACUUGAAAGUCAUAUUGGAAAGGAAGAUGACAAAAGCAUAUCAAGUCUAGAAGAUUUAGAAAAGGAAUUGCAUCGAAUCAUUACAUCACAUUCAUCUUGAAAGAGAAACAAACAAUUAUACUUUUGUUUAAUAUAUAUCCCUUUUAAGUAUUCUAUAGUGUAUUCCAUUU
Cokeromyces recurvatus is the source of this 2149-nucleotide messenger RNA. RefSeq lists its product as uncharacterized. Gene Ontology annotation, molecular function: protein binding. Bases 79 to 2079 code for a protein of 666 amino acids. Lineage: Eukaryota; Fungi; Mucoromycota; Mucoromycetes; Mucorales; Mucoraceae. Gene Ontology annotation, cellular component: microtubule cytoskeleton; cell tip. The transcript is spliced from 5 exons. The record is from RefSeq and is a predicted model, not a curated record. Gene Ontology annotation, biological process: signal transduction; establishment or maintenance of actin cytoskeleton polarity.